GUGCUUUUGCCCUUCCGUUAUUUCCUGAGUGAGUGUGUACUUUUAGAAAUCAGCCGCGUCUCAAGAAAUCGCUAUAGCUUUUGUCCAGAAACAAGACACUCUCCAUACAUGGGAGUCCUGACGUCAGGCUUCCUGAGAAGCGUGGGCUGCUUUAACUUCCUCAGAAGUCUCUGUGGAGAGAGCUGACUUUAAAGUGGAGGCUGCUGAAAUCCGAACUUAGCCCACAAAUGCCUGGGGACCAGGGAUCGGCCAAGGAGCUCCCCCACACCAGAUAUGGGUUGAAGAUCUGGUAUCUUUUCACAUAUAAUCUGAUACAGUUCUGUGGAUACUCAUGGAUAUCUACAAAUAUAACUGCCAGAUUCUUAACAUUUGGUGAAGACAGCCUGGUGGACACAUACCAUUCCAUAGGAGCUGUGAUGUGUUUCUGCCAAUUGCUAUCAAUUCUGGAAUUGAUCCACGUACUCACAGGCAUUGAACAGAGCCCGUUUCUUCCCCGCUUCUUACAGGUUACCGAAAGGAACAUAAUCCUUUUUGUGGUCAUCACCAGCCAAGAGGAGAUGCAGUCUAAACAUGUUGUUUGGGCCUUGUUUUCCCUCUGGGGCACCCUGGAUGUGAUGAAAUAUCCAUAUCGCAUGUUGUCAGUCAUAGGAACUGAUUUGCAUAUUUUGUCAUGGAUUCAUCAUCACCUUUGGAUACCUCUGUUCCCUUCAAUAGUGCUGACUGAAGUAAUUGCCAUUUACCAGUCGCUGCCAUAUUUUGAGGCCCUAGGAACCUAUUCCUUUCUGUUACCUGGACCUAUUGCCAUGCCAAUACAUUUUCCAUAUGUACUGCAACUCUACUGUGUAAUACUUGUUGUAGGCAUGUACAGCAUCUGCAGACAACUCUAUGAAGAGCUAAGACAGAACACAAGAAGAUGCACGAUAAAAGUAAAGCAAAACUAAUGAAUUUGAAUCACUGCCUACGUUGUUCACCAGGAUUGGAAAAAGCUGCUGGAAAUUUGGAGUCCGUGCUUUCACCCAGAGUCUGAGCUUGCUUACAGAACUCAUAGAAACUCUUCCAAAUCACAUCAUACUAAAUGCACUGCAAUGCUUAAUGCUAGUUAGUACUGCACAACAUGGGCUGAAUCUUAACUUCCAAAAAUGGGUGGGUUGAUAGGUCAGAAGUUAAAAUUCCAAAAAUCUAUAAUAGGAAUCCUUCUACCUCCAACCUACCCACUUACAGUUUUAAUUAAUUUGAGGCAAGGGACAUAAACCGAUCCCAUUCGCUGGGGGUGGGCUAUCAUUUAGAUAUUAUAAUGAAGCUGGAUGAUGGAUAAUUUUAACAUUGAGGGGUUUUUGUGUGAGAUCGGGAUCAGUCCCUUUCAGUUGGCUGUUUGGUUACUUUUCUGUUUAGUGAGAAUGCUGGCCCGCUAAGCUUCUGCCUCCUCUCUAUUGACGAUUGUGCUAUGUCGGCAGCUCCCAGCGCCCGGUAAUGUUCUGCGCCGCUGAUUGGGUGCCGGGUUUGCCAAUAGCCCAAUUAAGGCAUUCACGUUUAAAGAUAGCGUCGGGUGAGUGACACCGAUGCAGCGCGGGCGCCAGAUUCCCAACACCGGAUUGAAAAUCAAAUCCCGGCAGUCAACUUCAGUAAUUUAGUUGAACCACUCCUGAGACACUCAUUGCACAAAUGAGGCGUUUUAAAUCCAGCAAACUGUGGACAUCUAACAGCGACAGCAGUUUGCAAAUUAAAUCUUCUAAGUUCCCAGAAAUUGCCAAACUGUGAAUUGCACCGGAAUGAUUUGUUGUUUAAGAGUCUGCACAUAGUCAUUGUUUUGCAUAAGCAUUUUGAGGUCCUAAACUGGAAUGGGAUGCCUUUGAAUGCUUACUGCCUUUCUCUUGCAGAAAUUGUUGGUUGAUUGUUCAACAUGAUGUAAAUAGUUGGUUAUGUGCCAGAUGUGAACAAACAUUCGAUUCCGGUGAGAUGAAUGGUAGGAUUUUAUUAGUGCACCACUGAACUGUGUCGCCCUGUACUUGCUAUCAAGUUAUUUUCCAACAUCGAGUUACAAUUGGUUAGCUCGGAGGUGGUAUCAUUUAGCAGCAUUCCAUUGAACAUUGCCUGCUGAAUUAUCCAGAUUUACUUGUUCUCCAGGCUCUGAUUAGUAUUCAUUAGAAUGGAAAUAGUUAAACAACUAACUUCUUUUUGCGAACUCUACCUGCCAAAAACGCUGGUUUAAAGUCCAGACUUAACUCGCAAGUAACUGUAAUUCCAAGACAAAACUGGCCCAAUCUAUCAGUGAUAGAAGGUAGCAUGAGUAUAGGAAAGCAACAGAAAUGAAAAUCUUACAGUGCAUUUAUACUGCAACUGCUGCUCUGAGGCUAAGGGUUACAGUUGAGGCUCCCGAUAGCUGAACUGUAUUUACAUUGUUUGGCUUAUUCUUGGCUGGAAAUUUGACAGUCUUGUUCAGGCAAGAGCUCUGUGUCGGACUUGAUACAUGCGCACACAGAGCUCCCUCCCAAUAGUUGGAUAUUUAAAUAUCUAGAAAAGUUAGCUGGGGGCAGACGGGGAGGUGGGGGCGGGGCAUGGGAAUCCCCCUCUGCUCAUGUAACAUUUAAAUUGGGGUCAGUUAUGUUUAAAAAGUGCCCAGGAGGUCCAGUAGACCUCUACCUGAACACUUGGUUUAUAUAGUUUAACACCACAUUGGCCUUGCACUCUAAUCUACCAAACCUUAAACGUGUUAAACAGUUUCACUAAUUGUUGUUCAUAGUGCAUCAUUAUAAACUUCUGCAACAAGUGCGAUAUUGUAUCAAAAAAAUCUUUCUCUGCUCAUCUAAACAAAUCUAAAAGGGGUAAGAUCACUUAGGGCAACAGAAGGUUUCUGGCUAUCUUUUUUCUUAGUUGUUGCUACACACUAUAACACAAACAUGAGGUUAUUGUUAACCAAUCGUAAUAAUUUUCAUUGUAGUUCUAUAUAUAAUGUCUAUUCAAAGCAGUAACUUUUUUACAUUUUACUGUACUUUUUAACGAAGUAAAAUGGAAACUAGUAAAUAAAAUCAGCUAUAGUGAUCAAAA
Messenger RNA from Carcharodon carcharias (great white shark), 3045 nucleotides. RefSeq names its product 3-hydroxyacyl-CoA dehydratase 4 (gene hacd4). Gene Ontology annotation, cellular component: endoplasmic reticulum membrane. NCBI's taxonomy places the organism in Eukaryota, Metazoa, Chordata, Chondrichthyes, Lamniformes, Lamnidae. The coding region runs from base 228 to 941 and encodes 237 amino acids. Gene Ontology annotation, molecular function: 3-hydroxyacyl-CoA dehydratase activity. Gene Ontology annotation, biological process: fatty acid elongation; sphingolipid biosynthetic process; very long-chain fatty acid biosynthetic process. The record is from RefSeq and is a predicted model, not a curated record. The transcript is spliced from 7 exons.